Osmerus eperlanus (European smelt) is the source of this 936-nucleotide messenger RNA. RefSeq names its product oxysterol-binding protein-related protein 10-like. The annotation marks the transcript as partial. The record is from RefSeq and is a predicted model, not a curated record. Gene Ontology annotation, molecular function: cholesterol binding. Gene Ontology annotation, cellular component: cytosol; intracellular membrane-bounded organelle; membrane. NCBI's taxonomy places the organism in Eukaryota, Metazoa, Chordata, Actinopteri, Osmeriformes, Osmeridae. The transcript has 5 exons.
GUCUCUCCCUCCCCCUCAGGCCUCCUCAUCGUCCAGUUGGACCCGUAGUUUCUCGGUCCUCCCCCAGCUCCCCCGUCCUCCUCCCCCGUCACCCAGAGGCACUUGGGCCCCCCGGCCACCCCGGGCCCCCCCAGCAACAUCGUCACCAUCACCCACCACAAGUCUCCCGCUGCCGCCCGCCGUGCCCAGAACCAGCACCCCGGACGCCUGGCCGAGGUCAAAGAGGUGAUGAGCCAGGUGGAGGGCCAGCAGAAGACCCUGGUCCAGACCAUCGAGUCUCUGCCGUCCCGUGGCCCGCUGUCCUGCCUGGACCAGGACCUGCUGCUGCUCAAGGCCACCUCCGCCGCCACGCUGGGCUGCCUGGGGGAGUGCCUGAACAUCCUCCAGCAGAGCCAGCCCCAGGCCCAGCCCCAGGCCCAGCCCCAGGCCCAGCCCCAGGCCCAGCCCCAGCCCAGCCUCGCCCGCUGCCCCCCCUCCGAUGCUGCUCCUGUGUGGACUGUACCAAAGUCCCUGACGGGGGAGCCCCUGAAAAACGGAGGGCUGACUCCACUGCGCUCCAGCGACCCCUCCCUCAGGAACCAAAGUCUGUCCCAUGGUGCUGAGCAGCCCCCAGGCCUGGAGGACGUCAGCCCCAGUGAGGAGGGACAGACCUGGAGGAUAAUGAGGAGGAGGACCUGGGCGUCCUGGACCGACCAGCGCAGCAUCAUCCUCCACCUGCUGUCUCAGCUCAAGCUGGGCAUGGACCUCACCAGGGUUGUCCUCCCCACCUUCAUCCUGGAGAAGCGCUCGCUGCUGGAGAUGUAUGCCAACUUCAUGGCUCACCCGGACAUGUUCCUGUCCGUCACGGCGGGCACCUCGCCCGAGGACCGCAUCGUCCGCUUCGUGGAGUACUACCUGACGGCCUUCCACGAGGGCCGCAAGGGCGCCGUGGCCAAG